Molecule: messenger RNA, 6104 nt
Organism: Numida meleagris (helmeted guineafowl)
Lineage: Eukaryota; Metazoa; Chordata; Aves; Galliformes; Numididae
Gene: FAM217B
Product: family with sequence similarity 217 member B
Exons: 5
Coding region: 201-1679 (492 amino acids)
Source: RefSeq, a predicted model, not a curated record
GCACCGCUCCGAGGCGCAUGCGCGCCGUCCGCCUGACGUCGCUGCCCUCGGGCUGCCCUUAACGCCGGCGGAGGCUGGAGCGGAGGCAGGAUGUGGUGAUGCCUGCAUUCGGUACGCUGUGCUGUGUGGACCGCAAAGAAUGGAGUUGCUGGAAGAUUAUGUAAAGAUAAAGGUGCAGAUACCACUUUAAAAGAGUAGUAAUGGGACCGGGCAUUCAAGAACAUCCUUUAUUACUGCACCGAAAGGCACAGAAAAAGGAAAGCCAAAUCAAUGAAAACCACAAAGGAAUGGUAAAUUACAGUAAUGGAAAAAGCCACCCAAGCACAAAAGGAGUAAAGAAAUCAGUUUCUCAUGUGAAAUCUUCUGGAAGAUUAUGCAAAAAUGUCCCAACUACCAAUGAAAAGACUUCCUGUGACACUCAAGAUGAUAACCAGCCACAUGUUUUUAAGAAGGGAAGAAACCAGCCGGAUGACAGUACUCAGUCAAAACAGAUCACGAGUGUUGGCACAUCACUGCCCAGAGUACAAGCAUCAAAGAGGAGUCUCCCAGGAACAAGGCAAAGUGAAUCUUUACUGCACAGGAUCCCUCCUGCUACAAAAGGCAGCACACAAGGUAGCUUCUGUAGGGUUAAAGAUGUCCCAGUGCAACAUUUUUAUUGCAGUAAAAAAGAACAGUUGGAAAAGAAUCAUGAAGAACAUGUUGCUGAAGCUGGUCCGUGCUCCUCUAAAUGGCAAGAAGCAUCUGUGAAUGAAAUGUUUCUUGAUUUUGAAUCGGUACAAAUUAUUAAAGAAGAUGCUGAAGAUGAUAGUGCCAGCGAUCUCUCUGAUUCAGAAAGGAUUCCCAUUCCUCCAUCUCCCUGCACACCACCAGAACUCAUACUCAGAGCUGAAGAAAUCGAUCCAGUUUGUUUGGAACAUGUGCCUGACACAGGUUUUAAAGAGUCAGAAUAUUACUACCCAGACUUCCUGCCGCCCCCUUUUAACUCAUGGGACUUGAAGCAACUGGCCAUCUUUGUUAAUGUAGAGGGUAGAUCUGAACUUCGACCAAAGCCAACAGGAUUUCUUGAGAAAUACAUUGAUCGCCUUUUGCAGUUGGAGUGGUUGCAGAUGCAGACUGUACAGAAUGAGAAAGCAAAGGCAGCCAAAGCCAGACCACAGACUGCUCCCAGCUCCACACGUACCCUAAAAAGCCCUGGCAAAUGCAAAGCAUUGCUUAGCCCUUUACCUAACAAACAAAUGGUUCCCCAGGAGAGUGUCACAAAACUCCCCACAUGCUAUUCAGGUCACAGGGGAGAUCCAUACUGUGAAGAAAGUCGACAGUUGCAUUCACAUCCAGGUCACUUGAAACUAUCUGAGAGAACGGGAUAUGCAAUGUCUUCUCAGAGACAAUCCAGUGAAGUAAGAAAUGAACUGAAAAAAACAACUGCAAAGCAACAGCUUCUCAAUAUGCAGCCAUCUGAGAACAGUUCUAAAAUUCAAAGUGUUGGUAAUAUCAGACCCCCUAAGCAAGCGCCAGUAUUCCAUGGUUCAGCUGCUCCCAUCAAAGGCUUAAAAACAUAUGCAUGUACAAACACAAAGAAAAAUGGCAAUGCUAACAAUUAUGUUCCUUCUAAAAAACCAGCAGGGGACAGAAAAAUAAAAACAAAUGGCACAAAGCAGACAUCACGCAAAUUUAAGUGAAGAGCUUAUUAGUAGAUGUUGAUGUUUCUUGACUGCUAGAAAGCGUAUGGCCAAUACAGAAGAGUCAUGUUAUCUUCAUAGGAAGAUCCUGAGAAAAUAUGUUCUUGAUGCAUGGUUCUAAGUCAGCACUGUUCAUUUCAAUACUUUUGAUCUUAAGCCAGCAAGGCCAGCAGGAAAUCUUUUCCCUGAAGGCAAGUGUCUUCCAUUGGUAUUUCCUCAAACGUACUGACAAUUGCUCAGUGGAGAUAACACUAGCAGAGUAUAAAAGUUUAGAGGUAUACAUAGUUUUAAAAUGUCCUCCUAUUUGCACCCAUUGAAGUUAGCUGAAGUGUGUAGUGUUUCUUCUGUGCUCCUUUUUAAGUAUUUGAGAGAACAGGAUCUGAGCUCUUUAAAAGAUAUGUUAUUUUGUGACAGGUUUCAUAGUGUUUUAUACUGGUGGAAAAGGGCUCAACGUUUUUAUAAAAUAAUGGAGCAGCUUAUCUAUGCAAAGUCAAACUAAUUCUUCAUAGAGGAUGAUGAAUUUUUGGAUGAAUUGGAUGCAUUUUUUUGCUAGGAAAAAGAAUGGAGAAAAUGUACUGGAAUAUUUUAAUACUGAAAGGAUUCUUUUACAGACAAACAGUAAUUAGAGAGCAGGCAGCUUCAAUAGUGGCAGAUUAAUAAAAUCAAAUGUAUAUUUUUAUACCCAGAAAAGUUCACUGCUUACAGACAGCAUUCCUUCGUGUUCGUUUUGUAAACCUUGAUCCUUUUGUCAUCUUGAGGAAAUGACCAAAUUUCCAAUCGCACAUGGAUAUUGGUGACUAAUGCAAAAUGAGAGUAUUACUAGACACUCUGUGGCUUGGUGUUCAGAACUGGUAAGCUCUCAAAACCCAGAAAACAGACUCCUGGUGGAUUAGCUUGAAGGCCGAUAUAAGUUCAAGUGAAGAUAUAUUUUGUUACAAAAAAAUACCUAUUUUCAGCCACCUGUGAUGACUAUUAUCUAUUCCACAGCCCAGUCUGUGCCAGCUUGGUUUGCUUCUUCUUUGAAGAUUUAGUAAAGUGGCAUGGGGAAAUACCAUAGAUAGAUGAAUUGUACAACCAGGGUUGAGUACUGUCCUUAGACCCUCUGAUUCUUCUUGUGUCUUCUUGCGAGGUACAAGAGAAUAUGAAGGAUAAUUCAGCGACCAUUCAAGUGUCAGUUCAGCUCUUAGCUGGGGACACUAUUAUGUUGAAAAUCUACAAAAUGUUUUGAAAUUUGAUUUUAAAUGAACCAUUUAGCACCAUUAGUUCAUCCUCAGCCACCUGUCGCAGUGAACUGCUGAUGAGAAGUAAGCUGAGGUCUGACAGAGCAGGUUUUACAAGUGGAUCAUUCCCAUUCAGAUAGCAAAUGAAAAAUUAUCAAUUACUAAAGAAUAUAUUAUGUACAUAGUUAAGUUGUACUUGUCUUGGUGAUCUCAUCUCUCUUGGUAUUAAGAUGCUUAGCUGUUUCUGUUCUUUCAUUGUGCCUACUAGGUCUUCAGCUUUGUAAAAUUUCCAAGCACGGAUUUAUAUGUAGUUUAAAAUGUGAGAAUAUCGAUAAAGUAGUAAUAAACUACAGUAUUUUACACAAAAACAAUGCUCAGGAAUAGACUAAGAAAUAUUUUUAGUGGCUUUUUCCUAGUUACUGGAGACCAAAUGUGAAAUUUUCAAUUGAUGAAGGAAACAAUUUUAAUACACAGUAUUAUAUUUCCAUAUGCAGUAUUUGUUAGGAUACAUUUAUAAUAAAUCAUAGUUGCUUCUACAUUCUGCUCUAUGCAAUUAAAGUGGAACUUAAUCUGAUGUGCUCAAAGAUCAAAUAAAUUGGCUGUGUCAGAGGUGUGGAGAAACUGACAGGAUGGCAUUCAAAUACCAGCAGCUGCAGAGCAUUAGCACAUUCUUGUGUUACAGUUUUAUCCUUUUGUUUUGUUCCGGAUUCUUCCUGUGUUUCAGCUUCUUUGGAUGGAAAGGGUUUUGCAUCCAGUGCUGGGAUUUCAAGCUUUUGCCAAAUUCUACAAGCCUUCAUUAGUAAAGUUUUACUGAUUUACAUUCAGAUUAAUAAAAGUAGGACUGCUCUUGCUAGUAAGCACGAUUUUAGUAGACUAUUUUAGCACACUACUGUAAGCUCCAAAAGCAAGGUGAGCAGGAUCAGUAUCAGAAUGGCAGGUUUUUUAAACACAUUUUCUUAGGUGCAGUAAUUUAGUGUAUUAUUAUAACACUGAAUAUUAAUUAGCGUAUGCAAAAUUUUCCUCUGAAAUGUUGCUUUAUAUCGAUGCUUCCUUAGGUUACAAGGAAAGCAUGAGGAUACACGCACGUUUUGCAUGAUAACUUCUUAAAGAACAAAUAAAUAGUGCUUCAGUCAGCUCUGACCAGAGCAAAGUCAACUUUUUCUUCAAAGUCACAUUUUUUUCUUGCAGACCUAGGAAUUAAAAAAUUCUGUUUUAAUGUAUUGCUUGUGGUCUAAUGCACAUCUAAUGCAAAUCUGUUGCUGGAGACUUUUUAAAAAUUAAAUAGGCAGAAGUAGUGAUGACACUGAAAGUAAAUCUGAAUACUUGUUCAUCGCUAAGCAUUGGCUGUGAUCAGGACAAACAAAGUUUGUCUCGCAUGAUAAUUUUUGUUCACUGAUUUGGUACUUACACAGCAAAGUCUACUUUGUUUGCAUACAGAAACAGAAAUUCUGAUUUUACCUCAAAAAGAAUUAUUUACAUGAGAGAUCUGCAAGUGUUGGAAUUUAUCCAGAGCCGGUUUUGCUUCUAUUUUAACUUGCCUGUGUUCUGAGCCUGUAGCUGAAAAGAGCUCCCUCUAUAAAGAAGACUAUGGUUUAUCUUUCUUUGAAUUUGUAUUGAUGGGCAUUGCCUUUAGAAUCAGAAUAUAGCAGAAAUGUUUACUCCUUACUCCUUUACUUCACUCCUUACUUACUCCUUUACUUCACUGUAUUUAGCAAUAUGCUCCUAUGUUCACAUGUCUUUAAGCCAAGCACAGAAGAUACUUCUUGAACAAGUUUACUGUGAUUUGAGAUAUUUAAAUGGAGUGAUUUUUUUUCUUAGAUAUUUUAAAGGUUUAUUACCUUUAAUAGACUCAGGUUGCAUUUUAAAUAAACACUCAGAUUCCACAUCAGUUAUACCAAUAUAAGCUAGGAAUAGCUCUUGUUCUCAAUGAAAUUACCUAAAGAUGUAACCAAACAAUUUUGCUCCAAUACGUAUAAAUGGUUUUCCAUAGCACUGCUAUGUAGUAUUUUUAAUAUAUAACGUGAAGGAUUUUAAAACAAAUCCAUUUUGCUCUCGAGACACUUUUUUUCUCCAUUACUUGUGUCUCUGCAGACAAAUACAGCGGUCAGCUGUAGUUUCACCCCUUUGCACUCCUACACACCUUGUGGUAGCUUUCAGUUGAAGACACUGGUUCUGAAGGUUCUGCACCAUGUCUCCAGAUCUUCAUUUUGUUAUCUGCACAGACAUCAAGCUUUGGCAGUUACUCACUUUGGAGUUGUGCUCCAAAGAGGGAUUGUUACUGUGUGAGCAAGGCGUGCAAUCCUGGGAAAUGGGGCAUCACAAGUGAAAGAGCCUUGGUAGGAACUGUCCAAUCAGUCCCUGCUGCUGGUUCAGUAUUUUCAGUCAUGGGAUGGCCACUUGCUGGUUAAGUGGAUUGCAUUUGUCUUUGCAAAUGGGAGAUUACCUUUGCUGGUACAAAUUCAGCGUACUGGAAUUACAGCACUUCUGAAAGAGACCAAAAGAUUCAGCAGUAUUUUCUUCUAAGUUGAGUUUAGUGCAAACAGGUUGCCAGAACUAAGAGCUCUCACCUCCCAUGGGUGCCUCUCCCAGGAUGCUGUGGCUGUAGUUCUACUGCCCACGUGCUACCAGUGCCCUUCUGUCAUCUGCUGCUGGCCUGUGCCCGACAUGAUGGAAGAGGGGAAUCAUGCUGCACAGGAUAAUUAUGCUUACAUCCUUGGACUAAGAUGUCUUGUUUGACUCCAGCCUUCUUAAUUAUGCUGCAACCUCAUUAUUAUUUUGUCCUUUCUUGUGUGUUAUUUAUUGUUGAGGUAACUUUCGUAUUUCCUAUUUAAAGGAACUCAUUAGAAGAUUCAGAAUAUUUUGACUGAUUUUUUUUCAGCGGGUGUGAUACCUUCUUUGGAACUGAUAUCAAAAGUUAAAAAUUCUACAGUAUGAAAUUGCUUGUAAUGUACUUUUUUUUUGGCCCAAUUUUGAAACGUGUUCAGUCUUUUCUUUUUUACUCCCACUGGAAUUAUUAGUGGGUUUUCUCAAGAAAAAUAAUUAAAACAGGCCAAUUUGUUUGGAGCCCCGGUUUUGAUGUUGGUAAUCAUUUGUUCUUAUUUAUUCAAAGCUUCUGUGGCUAUUUUUGCUGGAAAUUUCACUGGAAAGUGAUCUUGUAAUUUAAAGUUUCUGUGUAUUUGCUAUAUUAAAAAUGAGAUGCUGCCUA